UUAUUUGUGACCGGUGAUCUUGUAACGGUUUCGUGCUCUAAAAUUAUCAGUUACUUAGCGCGGUCUGGCAACGCUGCAAUCAGCUGUUCGCCAAUCAAAUUGAUAAGAUUUCCAUGUUUUUCGGUUGAGGUUCAGGAGAAGAUUAGGGGUCAAGAUCGCGUGAACGAUUGUAUCUUCAAGUGGUCAGCAAUCAUACGAAUUUACGGGCUUAACAGGUAACCAGCAACAUGGAUGUGAAGGAACUGGAAGUAAAUAAAACCCUGCCCUUUGACCCCUCGCUGCUGACGGUGAAUAUCUCGCUGCGCCAGAUCGAGGAGAUCGCCACGACGAUCUCCCAGCGCUGCCAUGUGACCGGGGCCAACGAGAUCGCCUGGGCACUACGUGCCCUGAUGCUUACGGAUCUGACCACCUUGGCCGGCGAUGAUACGGCGGCCAAUGUCCGGAGGCUGUGCCUCCGCGCCUGCUAUCCCUUCGAGCCGCAGUUCUUCGACAAGUUCUUCGACCGGGCCCUCAUACCCGAGAUGUACACGGCUGCCGUUUGCGUUUACCCGGCCAGGGUGAAGGAUGCCUACCUGACGCUCCAGCAGUACGGCAAACUGGACAAGGUGGCCAUUGCGGCGGUGGCCACGGGCUUUCCCACCGGCCAGUAUGGGCUGCAGACGCGCCUGCAGGAGAUCAGCCACGCCAUCCUGGCCGGCGCCACCGAGAUCGACAUUGUGAUCAACCGGCAGUUGGCGCUGGUGGGCGACUGGGAGGCCCUCUACAACGAGGUGGUGCUCAUGCGCAGUGCCUGCGGGCAGCGGGCCCAUUUGAAGACCAUCCUGGCCAUCGGUGAGCUGGGCACCAUGGAGAAUGUCUACAAAGCAGCCAUGGUUUGCAUGCUGGCUGGAGCGGAUUUCAUCAAGACCUCAACGGGAAAAGAGACCGUAAAUGCCACCCUGCCGGUUGGCCUGGUCAUGAUAUUCGCCAUCCAGGAGUUCAAGCGACGCACCUGCCAGAUUGUGGGCCUAAAGCCGGCCGGCGGAGUGAAGACAGUGCGCGAUGCCAUCGCCUGGAUGACGAUGGUCAACGAGACCCUGGGAAUCCGCUGGCUGCAUCCCGAGCGGUUCCGUUUCGGUGCCUCCGGACUGUUGGACGACAUUGAGCGUGUGGUGCGCGAGGGCGUGAAGAAACUGGAGGAGGAGGAGGCCCUGCGCAACCUGCCCGUUUCCCGCGAGGCAGCUGCCGCCGAGACCUUCUGCAAGGAGCUGCGCAAGAAGAAGGAGGCCCAGUAAGUGGCGCUUCUCCCUAGCCUUUACUCACUUUACUCGGGGAGUGCAUUUAUUGUAGCAUUUUUAUACAACUGACUAAAACCUAUGAACAAAAAACCCA
Messenger RNA from Drosophila elegans, 1371 nucleotides. RefSeq names its product deoxyribose-phosphate aldolase (gene Dera). The record is from RefSeq and is a predicted model, not a curated record. The coding region runs from base 228 to 1274 and encodes 348 amino acids. Gene Ontology annotation, cellular component: cytoplasm. Gene Ontology annotation, biological process: carbohydrate catabolic process; deoxyribonucleotide catabolic process. NCBI's taxonomy places the organism in Eukaryota, Metazoa, Arthropoda, Insecta, Diptera, Drosophilidae. The transcript has 3 exons. Gene Ontology annotation, molecular function: deoxyribose-phosphate aldolase activity.